AUGUCUACCACACCAUCAUCCCACAGCUCCGCCACCGCGCGCGAUGCCACCACAAACUACUCCUACGAUCUCAGCAACGCGAUAUACGGCGCUUUCCCACACUGCGCAAUCGAUAUCUCGCCACGCAGAUCACGCGCUGCAUCUCCAGCGUCCGCAUCAACAUCAAAUUCUUCAAAGAAGCGCGCAGGCACGGCUACCGCAAACACCACCGGCACUGCAAACCGCACACUCUGCCGCCAAGCCAUAAGUCUGCACCGCGAAAACGCGCCUCCAACCUGGCUGCCUGCACCCAAUUCCACCACUACCACCAAUAAACGCAGUGCGCUCGCGAGACGCCAGCAAGGACAGCAAGGCAUGAAUAUCCACGCUAGCACGUGCCUCAACCUCAAUGCCAGCACCGAAGAAGACUGUUCUGAAGCGGAUCUGUGGAUUUUGCCUGAGCUUGACGACUGGGAAGAAGACGAAACCGAAACCGAAUCUACGAUUUUGACGCCUUCGAGUUCUGCGGAGUUGGAUGCUGGGAGACCGGCGGCUGGGGGAAUGGAGAAUAAGUGGGCUGGAGUACUACGCCGCGCCGCUAACAGCAAUCUGGAGCGACUUCGGAUGAGAAUGGAGGGUGAGGGGUGGGAUUUUGUUAAGGCCGCCAACCAGGACGCCGAAGAUCUGGAUGAGGAAUUCGACGUCGUUAUUUGUGGCAAAGAGUAG
This is a messenger RNA of Alternaria hordeiaustralica, 705 nucleotides long. RefSeq lists its product as uncharacterized. The transcript has a single exon. The record is from RefSeq and is a predicted model, not a curated record. NCBI's taxonomy places the organism in Eukaryota, Fungi, Ascomycota, Dothideomycetes, Pleosporales, Pleosporaceae. Bases 1 to 705 code for a protein of 234 amino acids.